AGCACUGACAGAGACGGAGAACGCUGUUGGACUGGAAUCCAAUUGGAAUCGCCUCGGUGCUCGUUUCGGUCCCGGGCUGUGAUCGAUCUCCUCGAUCUCCGCACCCCGCACCAACAACAUCAGCAUCAACAUCAACAUUACACCUCUUGAGCCACCAGUUCCAUCAGUCAGCCAGCAGCCAGCCAGUCAGCCAACAACAACCACCUACACCACACACGCACAUUCACAUAUAUACAUAUACAAAGCACACACACACAUCGCAGUAACAGCAACAGAAGCAGCAGCAACAACAACAACGAAAACAGGAGUUGGAGCUCCUUGAAAUGGGCACCAUCUCAUCCGUGCUGCAGUGGUCGUGCACCAAGUGCAACACGAUCAAUCCCACGGAAUCGCUCAAGUGCUUCAACUGUGGCACCGUGCGCAAGGUCUUCCCCAAUCCUAUUCAGCAGCAUCAGACGCAGCAGCAGCGGCGAAUAGCAGGAGGAGGAGGAGGAGCAGGAGGAGUUGCUGGAACUGGAGCCUGGCCAGCUGAUGGAGUCGAGCAGUCGGCGGAUAAGGAUAAGGGCAAGGCGGUUGCCAGGAGCGAGUACAAGCAUGUGUACAAGUCGCUGCUGCGCGGAUGCCUGAAGCGGCCGCAAAGGAACAGCCAGAACCUGCCCGCCAACUGUGUGGAUUGCGAGGAUACGCGCAAGUACAUCAAGAGCUCCAUCGAGCUCUAUCGCCACUUCUCCAAUCCGGCACUGAACCGGCGUUGGGUCUGCCACGCCUGCACCACCGACAACAGCUCCGUCACCUGGCAUUGUCUCAUCUGUGACACGGUUAGCUAUCUGGCGCCCAUCUACAAGGACGGCAUUAGUGGUGGCGGCGGCGGUGGCGGGGGAGGUGAUCGGGGCCAGGAGCUAGCCGGCAGUUUGGGCAAUCGGGGCGAGCUGCUGGCGGAUAGCCAUCAUCACCACCAGCAACAACUGCAUCAGCUGCACCAUCACAAUCACCAGGAGGAGGAGGAACAGCAUCCCAGCUCGCAUCCGCCCCAGCUACAGUCACAUUCCCAGCACUCGCACAAGCGACUGCUGAAAAGCAGCAGCAGAUCGGGAUCGGGAUCGGGAUCGGGAUCUGGCUCCGGCUCAGGUUCAGGAUUGGCGGCAUCGGGUGGACUAAGACGCACCCAAAGCCUAAGCACUGCUAUCGAUAAGAGCGCCUCCGGGCGCAGCUGUCACAUCUGUUAUGCGAAUAACCAGAGCAAGGACAUCUUCAACCUGCCGCAGGUUAAGCCAUCGCCACAGCUGACGACAGGCACUCCACCCAUCGUGGCCGCUUGCAGCAACUCCCGGUUCGCCAUCGCCAACGAUACGUUUUGCCGGCGCAAGCAGAACAACAACAAUAAGAACCAGAACCACAAGGUGGUGCGCGAGAGCGGGGCCAAGCGGAAGUACAACUUCACCAUUACCACGCUCUCGCGCUCAGCGACCAAGGAUGCACCACACAAUCCGGCGAAGCCCCAGCGCCAGCCCCUGAAUCUCCAUCAGCAGCUGCAGCAGAAGCAUCAAACCCAAAACCAGAGCCAGAAUCAGAGCCAGAACCAGAACCAAGGCCAGGGCCAGGGUCAGCAGCUGCAGCGGAAAGUGCAGCGAGAGCCAGCAGCAGUGAGUAUGAAUCCAUCGCAGUUCACCAUUCCGCGGAACGGCGUCUUCAUAGCCGUCAAUGAGUGGUCGGAGCCAGCGGCAGCCAGCUCCAGUUCCAGUUCGAGUCAUCAUCAUCACCAUAGCAACUGCAUCAACAACAACAACAACAACAACAUCAGCAGCAGUAGCAGCAGCAGCAACAAUACCAGCAACGGAAACAGCAACAAGUUGUAUGAGAACGAGUGCGUAGCUUUGGCCCAGCAGCAGCUGAGAGCAGCUGCUUCCCAGGCAGCCCAGGCAGCUGCCACGGCGGUGGCCAUUGCCAGUUCGGAUAACCCAGUUUCAGUGCCCAUUUACGCGCAAGUCAACAAGCAGCACAAGCUCAAGAAGAAGCAGCAACAACAACAGAUCAGCGCCAGCAACGAAUGUACGCAGGCGAACAACAAUGGCAGCAGCGGAGGAGAGACCAGUGAUCUCACCAACAGCGAAUCCAUGACCAGGCUAGCAGCCAGCACCGAUGGCAGUGGCGGUGCCAGCGGCGAGGCCAGCGAGUCUGAGCUGCAGAUUGAAGAGCAUUCUAUCUACGCCAAGGUGUGGAAGGGACCACGCAAGGCGACCGAAUCGAAAAUCACGCAUGAGCCACCAGGGGGCAGCGGUCGCCUGAUAGUUGCCAGCGCCACAGCAGCAGCCGGAGCAGCAGCUGGCCUUCGUCAGGACAAUAAAGGCAGCAACGGCAGCCGCAGCAAGAUGUGGACAUGCAUCAAAUGUUCCUAUGCCUACAAUCGACUCUGGCUGCAGACGUGCGAGAUGUGCGAGGCCAAGGUGGAGCAGCAGCAGCAGCAGCAGCAGGCAGAAACACCCCGCGACGAGCCGUGGACGUGCAAAAAGUGCACACUGGUCAACUACUCAACGGCCAUGGCCUGUGUUGUCUGCGGCGGAUCCAAGCUGAAGAGCAUCUCCUCCAUUGAGGACAUGACGCUGCGCAAGGGCGAGUUUUGGACCUGCAGCCACUGUACCCUUAAGAACUCGCUCCAUUCGCCGGUGUGCAGUGCCUGCAAGUCACUCCGCCAGCCGCAGCUAUCCAUGGCCAUGGAGGCAGUACGUGAACGCCCAGAUGGUCAGUCAUACGAGGAGCAGGAUGCCAGUGCAGCUCCUGGAGGCUCAAGUGGCGGUGUCGAGGUGAAAACCCCCACAUCUCUGAAUCUUCCUUUGCCACCUGUUUCGCUGCCUAUGCCCUUGCUGCAGAUACCAGCGGCUUCGGCGCCAGGACAUCGUGGCUCGCGCAGUCCCUCGCCCAGGAUGCAGCAGCAGCAGCAGCUGCCGCCGCUCCAGCAACAGCAACAGCUGCAGCAGCGCAGCUCCUCGGGUGCCAUACCCAAGCGUCAUAGCACCGGCGGAUCCAUUGUGCCCAGGAAUAUCUCCAUUGCCGGCCUGGCCAGCUACAAUAUUCAGCAGGGUCAAGGUGUGGCCUCCGCCUCGGUGGCCGUUGCAGGAGUUGGCCCAACCGCCAGCUCCAGUUCCAGUUCCAGCACUGCCAAAAAGUGGCAAUGUCCGGCAUGCACGUACGAGAACUGUGCCGCUUCCGUUGUCUGUGACAUCUGCUCCAGUCCGCGUGGCUUGGCCACCGCUGUCUUGGGUGAAGCCCUGGCCAGAAAAUCGAUACGCGUGGCCCUCACACCGGCGGACAUUCGGCAGGAGAGCAAGCUAAUGGAGAAUCUGCGCCAGCUGGAGGAGACCGAGGCGCUGACCAAGUGGCAGAACAUCAUCCAGUAUUGUCGUGACAACAAUGAGCUCUUUGUCGACGACUCAUUUCCGCCGGCCCCGAAGAGCCUCUACUACAAUCCGGCUGGGGGAGCCGCCGAGGGUAAUCCCGUGGUGCAAUGGCGUCGUCCGCACGAGAUCAAUUGCGAUGGCGGUGCGUAUCCGCCGUGGGCGGUCUUUCGAACGCCCCUGCCCUCGGAUAUUUGCCAGGGCGUCCUUGGGAACUGUUGGCUGCUCAGCGCUUUGGCCGUGCUGGCGGAACGGGAGGAUCUCGUGAAGGAGGUGCUGGUCACCAAGGAGAUAUGUGGCCAGGGGGCGUACCAGGUGCGCCUCUGCAAGGACGGCAAAUGGACGACGGUGCUGGUCGAUGAUCUGCUGCCGUGCGACAAGCGCGGUCAUCUUGUCUACUCGCAGGCCAAGCGCAAGCAGCUGUGGGUGCCGCUGAUCGAGAAGGCGGUGGCCAAGAUCCAUGGCUGCUACGAAGCUCUCGUAUCGGGGCGAGCGAUCGAGGGACUGGCCACGCUGACGGGAGCGCCCUGCGAGAGCAUACCGCUGCAGGCGAGCAGCCUGCCCAUGCCCAGCGAGGAUGAGCUGGACAAGGACCUGAUCUGGGCCCAGCUGCUAAGUUCGCGCUGUGUGCGAUUCCUCAUGGGCGCCAGCUGCGGUGGCGGUAACAUGAAGGUGGAUGAGGAGGAGUACCAGCAGAAGGGAUUGAGGCCACGACACGCCUACUCCGUGCUGGACGUAAAGGACAUCCAGGGCCAUCGGCUACUGAAGCUGCGCAACCCAUGGGGCCAUUAUUCGUGGCGCGGCGAUUGGUCGGAUGACUCCUCGCUGUGGACCGAUGAUCUGCGCGAUGCUUUAAUGCCGCACGGCGCCAGCGAGGGCGUCUUCUGGAUCUCGUUUGAGGAUGUCCUAAACUACUUUGACUGCAUAGAUAUCUGCAAGGUGCGUUCCGGCUGGAACGAGGUCCGGCUGCAGGGCACACUCCAGCCGCUGUGCUCCAUUUCGUGUGUACUGCUCACCGUCCUGGAGCCAACGGAGGCGGAGUUUACGCUUUUUCAGGAGGGGCAGCGCAAUUCAGAGAAAUCGCAGCGAUCGCAGCUGGACCUGUGCGUUGUGAUAUUUCGCACCAGAUCACCGGCAGCGCCGGAAAUAGGUCGUUUGGUGGAGCAUAGUAAGCGGCAGGUUCGCGGCUUCGUUGGCUGCCACAAGAUGCUGGAGCGUGACAUCUAUCUGCUCGUCUGCCUGGCCUUCAACCACUGGCACACGGGCAUCGAGGAUCCGCACCAGUAUCCGCAGUGCAUCUUGGCUAUCCACAGCUCCAAGCGCCUGCUUGUCGAGCAGAUCAGCCCCUCGCCGCACCUCCUGGCUGAUGCCAUCAUCAGCCUAACCCUGACCAAGGGACAGCGGCAUGAGGGGCGCGAGGGCAUGACUGCCUAUUACCUGACCAAGGGCUGGGCAGGUCUGGUUGUGAUGGUGGAGAACCGGCACGAGAACAAGUGGAUUCACGUCAAGUGCGACUGCCAGGAGAGCUACAAUGUGGUGUCCACGCGCGGCGAACUUAAGACGGUGGACUCGGUGCCUCCGCUUCAAAGACAAGUGAUCAUUGUGCUGACGCAGCUGGAGGGCAGCGGUGGCUUUAGCAUUGCCCACCGGCUGACCCAUCGACUGGCCAAUUCGCGCGGCCUCCAUGAUUGGGGGCCGCCGGGAGCUACGCACUGCCCGCCCAUCGAGAAUGUCCAUGGUCUGCAUGCGCCGCGGCUGAUCACCUAGGCAGGCUGCAGGCUGCAGAUCUCCAGGCAGCAGGCUGUGUCUCCCUGUGCUUGUGCUUGUGUGUAUUUUCCGUUCAUUUCUCAGUCCCCACUCUAGUCGACGCCCUUCAGUACCAAACCUCAGGAAUGCCCGAGGAUUUAAGCCAUUUCGAAAGGAGUUCCCGAGGAUUUUCGGAAGGAAUUUGUUCAGAGCUUGACCAUGAAGUCUGGAAUUCCAAGUUCCUGAGGAAUACCUUAGGUAUUUUCUACGGAAUUCCCCAGGAAGUUUCUUGGGAAUUCUUGAGGAAUUCCUCCAGAACAUGUAUAGAAUUUUUGUCGGGUAUUUCGAUUUGAACCGCCGGGAAUCGAACGGGAAAUUUUCCAUAAGUUAUGGUACUGUAGGGCUUGUUUUUUUUUUUUUUUGUAAACGUAUCAAGCAAGCAAGCAAGCGAGAAACCAAAACCAAAACGAGCAAACCAAUCGUAUAUGUAUAUGUGUUAAGAUCCGAAGCGGAUCGAAUCGAAUCGAAUGGGAUGGAGAGGCGAAUGGAGACGGAGAUUCGAGGUUGAUAUUGAGAUGCGGCGCAAUCCGAGGAGCUCCGGAGAGCGGUAAACUCGACACGAUUCCCUCGAGAUCAAUAAAUGAUAGGUUUUUGAUGUGAGCGCCGAUGAUAAUGGAUUAUGGAUAUAUAUAGAUAUGUAUUAUGAAUUUAAGUGCAUCCAAUAUUAAUAUGUGUAUUGUUUUAAAAAUAAAGACUACAAGUUAUAAAAUCCAAGCUGGCAGUCUGAAAUUC
This is a messenger RNA of Drosophila kikkawai, 5930 nucleotides long. It is a transcript of the gene sol, whose product is annotated as small optic lobes. Gene Ontology annotation, molecular function: calcium-dependent cysteine-type endopeptidase activity. The record is from RefSeq and is a predicted model, not a curated record. Gene Ontology annotation, cellular component: cytoplasm. Lineage: Eukaryota; Metazoa; Arthropoda; Insecta; Diptera; Drosophilidae. Gene Ontology annotation, biological process: proteolysis.